UCCACAUCCUAUCACCCUUCUGAUCUCUUCUACCUUAUUCUAAAUAGGUGGCGUAUAUCCACCAAUUGCUCACAGCCGUCGUUGUCAUUGGUUCUAGAUAUUUCGUGCCUGACAGCUGCAUCGGUCCAAUCACGGGUCUCAUUGGAAGCGUGACGGGAAGCGCCGUCGCGACUCCAUGAUGGAAUAUCCACCACAAUAUCAACAGCCUCAUGGCCAACACCCCCAUGCCCCCUCCCAUAUCGCUGCCCCUUAUCAGGCCGGACCCCAGAACCCAGGCUCAACGGUGGCUUCGAUGACCUCUCCCACCAAUCCCCAGGCACAUAUGCAGCAAGCCCAUCCUACGCAUCAGGCUUCUCCCAUUGUCUCAUCGCAGUCUCAUUAUCAACAGGCACAGAAUGCGCCGGGCUCAGUACACCAGCAGAUGAACUUCCCUCAAUCCUACGGGGUAACUACAGCGAUGCCCCAGACGUACGGCAUCUCGCCAACACAGGCAGCGGCUAUGGCUACUGCGGCAGCGUCUGGGCAAUUCUACCCUCUGCAUCAGGACUCAAUGGCGGGCCAAAUGCCCCAAGGGCCUCGUGGCUCGCCGCGUAUGGCUGGAGUUCAACAGGUGAAGAAUGAGCGGAAUCCACGCUCGCCGCCGCAAAUGCCAGGGCAAAUGCCUUCCAUGGGUUCGCAAGUACAGAUGCAGCAGAAUGCUCAGAUGCAACAGCGUCGCAUGAGCCAUGUUGGCAGCCCCCAUGUUCAAACUGCUCAGCCGGUCCUUAAUCACGUUGGUCGGCCUUCAGUACCUCCACCUAUGCCGCCUCCGCCUCAGCCUGCGGUGCAACAAAGUCAACCUUCCCCAGAGAUGACUGUUGGCGCCGUGGAGGAGUCUCCUCUUUACGUUAAUGCAAAGCAAUUCCACCGCAUUUUGAAACGACGCGUUGCUAGGCAAAAAUUGGAGGAACAACUCCGACUCACGUCCAAGGGCCGUAAGCCAUAUCUGCAUGAGUCGCGUCACAAUCAUGCUAUGCGGCGGCCACGGGGUCCGGGCGGUCGAUUCCUGACGGCAGACGAAGUCGCUAACCUGGAGAAGAAGAAUACCGCGGGUGGACAAGAGAAUGUCGAUAGCAAGCCGACCGGUGAGAAUCCUCCGUCGGCACAGAAAAGAAAAUCUAGUGAUGUUAACGAUGAGAACACGAACUCAGCGAAGAAGGCGAAAACUAGCGUUGCGAAAACGAGCACCAGCGCUGAGGAGAGCGAACAUGAAUCCGCCGAACCAUCCGAUGAGGAUGGUUGAAAAAUAUGUCAAGGCAAAUAUUGCUUUUCAUAUUAUUAGCGCGUCUUUGUCCGCUUUUGAUUUUCUUUCAUUUCGUACCUAUUCAUCCUUACGAUUUUAUGGAUGAAUUUAUUUAUGUUUUCUUUUGUAGCGAGCGAUGUGUGACAAUUCACCUAUCACGUUUCUACCACCAUUAUCCGACAGCAACCAGUGUUAUGUCUGUUUAUAUCUUAUGUUAUGUUGGUACGAAGUUUCCUAUUGUUUUCCAAAGAAACC
This is a messenger RNA of Aspergillus pseudotamarii, 1537 nucleotides long. RefSeq names its product transcription activator HAP2 (gene hapB). The transcript has a single exon. Gene Ontology annotation, cellular component: CCAAT-binding factor complex. Gene Ontology annotation, biological process: regulation of transcription by RNA polymerase II. Lineage: Eukaryota; Fungi; Ascomycota; Eurotiomycetes; Eurotiales; Aspergillaceae. The coding region runs from base 176 to 1282 and encodes 368 amino acids. Gene Ontology annotation, molecular function: RNA polymerase II cis-regulatory region sequence-specific DNA binding; DNA-binding transcription factor activity, RNA polymerase II-specific. The record is from RefSeq and is a predicted model, not a curated record.